AUGGCUAUCACAGCAACAUCCACCACUAUCAACAGUGCUGGUGUCAUUUGGUCCUUCGCGGCUGGUGCAGCAGCAAUGGAACCUGAUGACGAUGAUCUAUCAGUAUGCUUUACACCAGUAGCACAGACAGCCCAAGACCAAACAGGACAUCAGAGUCUGCAGAGAAGAAGGCAACCUCCGACAAGACGACGUAGCUCAUUAAAAAUCACAGAUUGUAGUACUUUUUCCAUACCGCAAGCGCCACCAACGAUUGAUGAGAACAGUGAAAGUAAUGACAACAGCGAAUCACUAUCACUCUACUCGAGGAAAAGUGGCAGUAGUUGCAGUAGCUCAGGGAGAAGUAGCUACUCGAGUCGAGAAUGGGCUGAAGCUCCCAUGGCUCCAAGCGCACUGCUUAGCAAAAUGAUGCCUUCCGAAGUCAAGAAAGCUGAAGAGAUUCUGUCGCAAAGGCAGCAAACGACGCGGUAUUCCUUGUACAAAAUGACCAGAUCGGAGGUCAGACUUCAGCUUCAAUCAUCCUUUUGCAAAUUGGACUCCCUGAAUGAUUUGCCAUCUUUUCAGAAACAACAGAAACGAGACUUAUCCUCUCAUAUUUCCGCCCCGUGCUUCGAAUCAUCCAAGGCCCGUGGUCUAGGGAAAAGCACCCAGAAGAAGGAAGCCGCUCUAAUGUCUAUGCUUCGUGCUGAUCUACAACCCAAACCGGAAAAAUCAAAGUCCAAGAAAGGGUCGUCCAAGCGUACGACCAAGAAAAGCAAGGGUCGUGCGAAGGACGACGACGAAAAGUCCAAAAUCUCUUCGUCGAUGCGCUCCAGCACGAGUAGUAGGUCCAAGUCGAAGAAGAAGUCCAAACAUCAUGAUGAUACGAGUAAGAGCUCCAAGACAAACGCCAACAAAAAACGGAGCAAACGAUCAAGUGAGUCUGAAGCGGCAAUGGCUGAAUAG
Messenger RNA from Cylindrotheca closterium, 942 nucleotides. Lineage: Eukaryota; Bacillariophyta; Bacillariophyceae; Bacillariales; Bacillariaceae. The record is from the annotation of a GenBank genome assembly.